CUGAAUUAUAAUACUGAUACUAUUUUUAGAAAGGAUCUUUUGCACAGAGAUUAUAGUUGGAAGAUAAAUAAGUUUGAAAAAUAUAUUUCAAUUAACAAUAAUCAGGUACAAACUGUACAAUGUAGGCUUAAUGACAUAAGAAAUGUUUCAAAUCUUUCAGAUAUGCAUGUCUAAUGUGAAGAAUGCACCCGAUAAAAGUUAAAGAGAGAAGAGAGCUUGGACUAUAUAUAAUUUUCGGGAGGGCAAGACUCAGCUGUGAUGCUUUAUAUAAUUGACAGAUUGCUUCAAUGGUCUAAUGUGCAAAUCCCACAUGUUACUUUUUACUUGCACCCAAUUAAAGGAAGAUGACAGCUCAGGCACUUGGGGUACUUUGUAGUGCGCGAGUGUGAUCAUUUACUCCGUAUCUAACAGUUAGUUGCUUCUGUUUGUGCGAUGAAUUACGUUACUGGAUGCAAACUCAACCAACUAAGCACUCUUGCCAGUGUUAGAGAUUCCUUUUGGUGAAUUUAUCAUCUCAUAAUUUGAGUUUUGCAGUGGCCUCACUCUGAUGGUGGAUCCUGUCAACUUUAUUUUAGCAUUUGCAUGUAUAUGUUGCUAAUGCUUUUCCAACGCUAUUGCUAUAUUGUAACUAUUGAAUGUAGUUACCAGCGGAAUGGUCUGCCAUUUAUAAACAGGCGUUGCUGUUGCCCGAUGGCAAUUAUUUGGUCAUCAUCACUAGAGGAGUGCAUUGGUGAAUACUCACCAUCUCCGACCAGUCUUUGUUCAGAUAAGAACCUUACAUGAUGGCAAGGAUUUACGCCGUUGAGCCUGCCGAAGUGCUUCUGGAUGAUUGUUUUUUAAACAAAUGUUCUGGGACCUGUCAACAUCAACCUAAGGAACAUGCUUUGAGUACUCAGCUUAUUGCCAUCCUGCCCCUCAGUUGUUCGCUUCUGGAAGAUGUUCUACUACAGGACCCAUCUGUGUGGAAACUAACACUGAAAUCAUCUGUUCUUUCUUAUUGCCCUCUUCUCUUUCGCAAGGCCGAAAAGCAUAUGGUCUUUGCUCUAAAGAAGGCUGGUCACAAAAUCUUCUCUGCAAGUAAGCUCACCCCUAAGUUCCACGUCAUAGUUGCAGCCUGCAGGUAUGUUCACCAAAUUCAGAUCAAGAGGAUGGCUGCAAGAAAACCAAAUCUGGAAAUUGCUCGAGUAAGGGAACACAAAAUUUGUUGAAGCUCUUGGACAUGGAAAUAUAUAAUGUUGUAGCUUGUAAUUUGAUCCCAGUUGGUGAAGCUGCAAAAGUAAAUAAAGAAACAACUGAUACAUGUGGGCUCGUCUUGUGACGCGUGCCUUCACGGAAUCUUAUGAAUUCUGCAGGUAUGGUUCAUAGAUUAUCUGCAUAAUCCCCUAAACUGCAUACUGGUUGCUUUUUGCUCUUUGAUGUAUGUGAAGUGUGGGAAAAGUUUAUAGAAUGUCAAUUCAAACAUAGACAAUAAAUUCAAC
Molecule: messenger RNA, 1478 nt
Organism: Sesamum indicum (sesame)
Lineage: Eukaryota; Viridiplantae; Streptophyta; Magnoliopsida; Lamiales; Pedaliaceae
Source: RefSeq, a predicted model, not a curated record